AUGGACCACUCGCAAAUUCCAAUCGUGACAGCCGAGCUGAUCAAGAUGUGUCCUCCAAGCUUGUUGGAGAACGUGAGAGCGCUUGACAGGGAGUCGUGGUUGACCGCUCAAGACCAAAGCGGCGAGCCUUUUUCUGUCGGGUGCGCGAUUUGCAUGGAGCUUCUUAUCCCUCGUGAUCAAGAUGUGUUUGCUCGAUUUGAGGUGCGCACAGUUGAGGCGCUGAAGCCUUACAGAAUCAAGGCUCAUGCGAACAGCCAGGCCCACCAAGCGGCUGUGUUGAGGAUGCUGAGCCAUGAGCCAGGUGAACCAGUUGAAGUUGGCGACCAGCUGGCUGCGCCAGCGGCAGAGGUUUUCAGCAGCCUCUUGGCUUGGAUUCGCAAAGGAGGUUGCCUUCGAGACGGCGUGCCAAAUGUCGGCCAUUUCAAGAAGGCAAAGAUGCUGUCGUGGACGCUGGCUGAAGCUCUACGCCGGACAUACCGGACAUGGCUGGCUGCCAGCAACACAGUGGCGCUACUGAGAGACGAGCGUCACAGCCGUUUGCUUGUGAGAUUCAGAUGCGCCAACUCGCAAGCCAGACGCUUUGUUGGAGUUCUCGCGCAAGGCAAGCUCGUCAAAAACACGGCGACCAAUGUGACGAAUCUCACGAAGCAGUUGCUCAAUGAGUUUUGCACCACCAACUUCGGCUGCCCAUAUUACGCCAAGUCAGGCCACGCCGACAUAGCCUCUUUUGACAGUGGACUAUUUGAUCACAUACGGGAGCACAUUCACAGUGUGACAGUUGAUGCUGCGUCUGAUGAGAUUGCUGCGUGUACAAACAUGCAGCACGCAGACAGUUCCACUGCGGUGGAUGGAGCAGCUUUCUGCCCCAACAUACUGGCAGUGAUCCGAGACAAGGCACAUUGUAGCCGACGGAUUCUAGCGCGACCGUGGUCGUGUGAUCCAUAUUUGGAUUUGGUGGCGGGCGUGCUUGUUUCUGAGAAGAACUCUCUCUCGCAAAUGAUUCAAUAUUCCGAUGAUUUUCGGGCGUGGUUCUUUGAGUGCUGCAGGGACGCGACCACAAAAGCCACAACUACCGAGUUCAAACACCUGAGAGCUGCAAAACAUCGCUAUGAGUCGCUGACUGCGCCGUUGACUCGCAUCUGCUUGAACUGGGAGGCAGUCAUCAGCUUCUUGGUCAAGGUGAGCCUUGAACGCCGCUCUCCAGCUUCUCAGGCAAUUCUUGAUGCACUGGAUGCAGAAAUGAUGCUGCAGUCGGGUCUUCUGGCCGACGCAACGGACGAAGCGCAAAUCCUCAUUCGCUUCUUCGACACCGGUGACCCGGAUUCGGGCAAGAUCUCCGCCAGUGUGGCCACGUUUCUUCAGCGCCUGCACUACUUGUUCGACGAGCAAAACGUGUGGACAUCCGCUGGGUACACGCUGGCCACAUUGAGGUUUCUGGAGGCACCAACUCAUAUUGUGGUGAGAGGAGAAGUUCGAUGCAUUGGUGGGCCCAACGCCGUUCCCGCCCAGCUGCGCUCCCGUUGCCUGUCGCGGAUGCUGGCAUGGUGCCGCUGCCCCUCCUGGGCCAGCCGGCGCUCCCCAAGCUUCGAGCUGGUCCAGUGCUUCAGCGCAUUUGACAUGGAGUGCUUUGAGCAGCAGGCAGCAUCGAUGACCGCGAGCAACCUUCAGUGCUCAGAAGCGUUGCGGCGAGUUGCGUCGUCCCUGCAGUUGGACUUGGAGGAGCUCAUUUCAGAGUACCUUGACUUGGGUUCCAUUGCCCUGGCUUUCUGGAGGAACCAGAAUCGAGAGCGCAGUAACUUGCAAUGCUGGCAGCACGCAAUCGAUUCCACAAGCAGUAGUGCAGCUCGAAGGCGCCACCCUGUUAACUCGCUGGCAGUUGCGCUUGCGCACUACGGGUGCAUGACUUCCUCUGACAGUGUGGUGGAGCGUGACUUCUCGCGUGUCAAGCAUGUCCUGGGCGAGAAGCGCCUUCAAUGCGCAAUAGAGGCCGAGAAUGACAUUGUCGUCAUUGCGCUGAGCGACCCAGAUUUAGACAACGAAGUCAUCCGCACCGCUCAGCAGGUUUGGAAGGAAGCCUACGGUGUCUGCAGCAGGGCAAGAUCGAAAGUGCGCUUUGACAAAGGCGUUGUCAAAAGCCGUAGCAGACAAAUCGCGGAUGGCUUUGAUGCUGCCAAUGGCGAUGACUCAGGCAAGGCGGUGUCAGAAACAAUGUUUCGCAAGACAAGACGGCAAGAUGUUGCGGCCAAGAUGGCUGCGGGGGAUGUGGCUGCAGCCAGUGAGGUUGUGCUGGCUGACCCGUCAAGCGCAUGGACUGCUGCUCACGAUGAAGAGCUACGGUUCAACUGCAAGAAACAGUUGAAGCGAGCCUACGAGUGUUUGGAGUCUGGAACGCUGAACAUUUCUGAGCUGCCUGAUGAGCUCCGCGGCGAGGCCAGGAAGUAUUUGCAAUCCAGGCACUCCAAUAUGUUGGAGCGAGAGCGAGCAGAGCGCCGGCUGGCUAAGCAGACCUUGCAAAGGCUUCCUGACCCGGAGGAGUUGUAUGGCCUGGCCGUGCUCGUUGAUGAUUCAUUGAGGACUAGGGCACUGGACGCUGCAAUGGACAGCAUGGGCUGGCAUGUCACCGCAGCCCACGAUGCCAAAGUCGUUGUGCUUGACGGCAUCAACUCCGCCCUGCCUGUGCACCUUGCCAUUGCAGCUGCGCUUGGUGGCGUAUGGCUUGUGACACCCGACUUUGUGUGUGCUUACAAAGGGGCUGCCAUCAAGCUUAAGCCUGCAGCCCGCACCAAGCGCAAGGUCUUCUGCACUCUGAAGUUUCAGACGGAGCACUCCGAAGAGUUUGCUGUGCUCCAAGCAUUUCAAUCAAACCAGUUUCGGCUGAUCAAUUCACUUGAAGAAUUCGCAGUUGCUAAACAGCAAGCUGAAGAUUGCCGGAGCUCUGCAUCAGUUCUGGCGUUGCUGCAUGAAUCCGAGAAGCCAGUGUUUGCAGGCAUUAGCCAUUGCUGGACUCCUCAGGAAUUCAGAGACUUCGUUUUCCAGGUUGAUCUGGAGAAGACGUGUCAGGGCAAGUGA
Molecule: messenger RNA, 3069 nt
Organism: Effrenium voratum
Lineage: Eukaryota; Dinophyceae; Suessiales; Symbiodiniaceae
Source: the annotation of a GenBank genome assembly